Molecule: messenger RNA, 1419 nt
Organism: Cetraspora pellucida
Lineage: Eukaryota; Fungi; Glomeromycota; Glomeromycetes; Diversisporales; Gigasporaceae
Source: the annotation of a GenBank genome assembly
AUGGCAAACGUCAAAGUUUUAUAUGGUUCAAUAAUUCGCCGAUUCACAAUUCCAAAUGACACUACUUGGUCGUCCUUUGAAUCCCAGAUUCGCUCACUCUUCCAGAUUCCUCCGCAAACCCCUAUCUUUCUUUCUUAUACCGAUGAAGAUGGUGAUAUAAUCACCCUAUCGAGCGAUUUGGAGCUUCAAGAAAUACUUUCUGACCAAAGUUUGUUCGGUUCUUCUGUAAAAUUCGUUUUGUCCACUCCUGACGAACUUGUCCCUAACGAAAAAAAUAGUUGGGUAUUAGAAGGAAGUACUUCGCAAAUAAAGGAAGAUGGAUUGCCUAAAUUUACAAAUGAUAGUGAUGUGAUUAGUUUCAGUUCUUCCGAUGAGGACGAUUGCUCAGAAGCCUCACCAAUAAAUAUGCACGAAUCACGAAAACAAAGUUUGAACGAAUCUCAACAACCAUUUAUGUUCCAAAAAAAUCAGGAUUAUAGACAUGCGACAGCCGUUGAUAAAGAAACUGAAGAACCAACUUUUAAACCAACUAUAAUUGGUCAACAACCUGAAACUAUCGGCGAGUCGUCUUCUUCACCUAUCGUCGACGAAGAAUUACCUAAAAAAGAAGAAAAACAACCUGAAUCAGAUCAACCAAUUGAUAAUAAUAAUAAUAAAGAAAUUGAAUCAGAUCAACCAAUUGAUAACGAUCAACCUAUUAAUAAUGAUGAAAACGAAUCAGAUCAACCUAUUAAUAAUAAUGAUGAAAACGAAUCAGAUCAACCAAUUGAUAAUAACGAUGAAGAAAGCAUAUUUAGGAUUCACUACGGCUUUCCUCCAAUUAAUGAUAACGGUGAAGCAAACAUAUUUAGGAUUUAUUACGGCUGUCAUGAUUGUGAUGCACGAUUCAAUGAUAAUUCUUUUUGUAAUGAUUAUAAUUCAUAUGAUCAUCGUUCAUUCGGUACACGUAGGCAUUGCUCAGCAGCAGUAGCAUUUUACAAAUUCACGGAAUUUAUAUUCAAAUUUAUAGAUUUUGUAUUCUCAUUAGCAACCUCAUUUUGCAAAUUCAUAAAUUUUUUGUUAUUAAUAUUCCUAGUAAUGAUAACUUCUACAUACUUUUUUACAACUUAUCCAUUAGUAAAAUUUUUGAUUAUAGUGUUUGCAUUUAAAUAUUUCUUUUUUCGCAACAAUAACAGUGGAAGAUUUCGUCAUGGAUGUCGAUCUGGUAGAUGUCAUGAAAGACGAUCAGACAUGAGAAAUCAAUGUUGUCAACGAAGGGAAUGUGACAAAAAUACCAAUGAUGUUGUUGCUGAAAAGGUAAAAUUUUUAAGAGAUAUGGGAUUUGAAGGUGAAAAUUUAGAAGAGUUGAUAAAAUUGUAUAAUGGAAAUAUGGAAUUUGCUGUUGAAACAUUAUUACAACGGCAACAAUUAUAUUCAUAA